GGGUCUGGCCACCAGACUCCUCCUGCACCAAAGUGGCGCCUCUUGUCCUGACGUAACGCCGGUGCGGCGCGGUGCAGGCCGGGAGGUGGGUGUCAUGGCGCCGUGGUGAGGCGUCCCGGUGACGGGCGGACGGACCGGGCCUCUCGCCAUGUCGAGCCUCAACAAGUCGGUGGAGCUGCAGCUGCAGGUGCGGCACCAGGCCGAGGAGCUGCGCGACUUCAUGCGGGAGCUGGACGGCUGGGAGAAGGACAUCAAGAAGAAAGACGAGGAUCUCCGGCGACAGAGCGGCGCGGUGCCGGCGGCGGACCCGGCUUUGCCACCUGUAAGAAAUCAAGAUUACAAGAAAAAAACAAAUAAAAAGCCUGUCUCUCAGAACAAUAGGAAGAAUGAAGAAAAGAAAGCUACUAGAAUAAAAUCUUAUGAUUAUAAAUCUUGGGAAAAAUUUGAUGUGGACAAAGUACUGCAAGAUCUGGAUAAAAAUGACAGCACUCCAGAGCCCGAUACAGAAGAGGAAAUAGAUGCAGAGAAAGCUCUUGCUGAGAAAGAAAAGGGCAAUAAUUACUUCAAAGAGGGAAAAUACGAUGAAGCAAUGGAAUGUUACACCAGAGCCAUGACAAUGGAUCCAUAUAAUCCAGUAUUCCCUACAAAUCGUGCAGCAACUUUCAUAAAGAUGAAAAAGUAUGCUGUAGCAGAAUCGGACUGUAAUUUGGCAAUUGCACUAGACAAGUCCUUCUUGAAAGCCUACCUUCGAAGAGGUGCUGCUCGUUUUAAACUGAAUAACUUGCAGGGUGCAAAAGAAGAUUUUGAAAUGGUGCUGAGCUUGGAUGCAGAAAACUUUGAAGCUUCCAAUGAACUCAGAAAAGUAAAUGAGGCUUUAGCACCAAAGCAGUCUAAUAAAGAUGAGAAUCAGUCAAACAAUGAAAAAAUGGAUGCCAGUGAAGAAAAGAAAGUGACUGAAGCACAAGCAAAGCAACAAGCCAUUUUUGAGAAAGACUUGGGCAAUGAUUACUUUAAACAAGGCAAGUAUUUAGAAGCAAUUGAAUGCUACACCAGAGGGAUGACAGCAGAUGGCACCAAUGCACUUUUACCAGCUAAUCGGGCCAUGGCUUUUCUCAAGCUUGAAAAGUUUGCAGAGGCAGAAGCUGACUGUAGCCAAGCAAUCUUGUUGGAUAAUACUUAUUCGAAAGCAUUUGCACGAAGAGGAACUGCCCGUUUGUGCCUUGGGAAGUUAAAGGAAGCAAAAGAAGAUUUUGAAAUGGUCCUGAGGCUGGAACCAGGAAACAAGCAAGCUUUAACUGAACUUGGAAAAAUAAAUAAGGAAUUGGCUUUGCAAGGGGACACACUUCAGAAAUCUUCAGGAGAGAAAGGGGCUGCUCCAAGGCUAGUCAAAGCAAUUGAUAAGCCACCUCAUCUAAGAUCUAGAAAACCUCUUAUCAGGAUUGCAAUUGAAGAAGUUGGGGAUAAAAUGAGUAAUGUUAAGGACACGCCAGCUGCAGUAUCUUGUUCUUCUGAUCUUCCUGUAAAGCAAACAUCUGCAUUACUAGCUCCUGAAGCACCCAGUGCCAAAAUCCUUAAAAUUGAAGAAUGUGAGGGCUCUCCAUUAAUUUCUAGCGGGAGUGGACAUUCAGGUGCGCCAGACAAGCAGCCAGAUAAAGGUGAAGCUGUUGCUGCAGUGAACUCGGCCCAGGUGAAGAAACCUGAAGCCUCUUUGCUUCCACAUAAUGUAACUAUUCCUCUAGCCCCUGCCAACUCCUUUCAGCUCGAAGCAGACCUCCGCAAGUUGAAAAAUUAUCCAGAGAUGGUCCAUAAGUAUUUAAAGCAAAUUGAGCCCUCCUCUUAUCCACAACUGUUUCAAAAGUCUUUGGAACCUGACAUUAUGAAUCACAUUUUAAGGAUCCUUCAUGAUUUGUACAUCAGGUUUGAAGAACCUUCCCUAAUUUUAGAUGUCCUGAAGAACUUAUCAAAUGUAAAGCGAUUUGAUAUGGCAGUGAUGUUCAUGUCAGAUCCUGAACGAAAAGUUGUAAAAGAACUAUUUGAUCAUCUACAGAAAUCUGGUGUUGAAGAAGCAUCGCUUACAGCAUUGAAGAGCAGAUACAGUGUUUGAAAGAUUAUUUGAUUUAGCCACAUUUACUGAACUGUCUUUUUGUACAUUAUUUCCCCCAUUAACAUCUACUUUAACAAUGUUAUCCCAUGUAUGUAUGCAAUAUUUCUUACAUGGUCAGUCUCACUUCUUGGUUGAUAUUGCUAAAGAUGCUGGCACCGAGCAUUCGUUGGGAGGUGGGUUUUUGGAAUUUUUGCCAUAUGUCUAGUUCGGCUGAGACUGAGGAACGUUAUCCAAGGGGAGUACUAUGGUACUUGAGAGACUUCAUGGUAGGAUUAUAGGGUGCAUGAGCUGAGGAGUCACUUUUUGCUGUAAGAAAACUUUCACCCACAAUUUUACUUGAUUUAGUCUUUCUUUGGCAAAUUAAAUCCAAACUUGAUUUAUUUUUCUGUUUGUGUGUUCUCGCAUCGUUUUUCGAGGUGUUUGAAAGAUUUAUUUAAAUAUGUUGUUAAUAAAGUAGGCCAAGAAUUUUUGUCUAGUAUUUAUCAAGUCUCUUGUCAAUUUUUUGAUCCAAGUAAAAUUUUAAAUACAACAAAUUAUCAAUCUGAAAUUUGUCAUGAACUCUGUUAUUUAGUUAGCCUGAACUUUAGUUAAAAUGUACAAACAUUAAAAAUUUCUAUUUGUACUUU
Messenger RNA from Pristis pectinata (smalltooth sawfish), 2730 nucleotides. RefSeq names its product RNA polymerase II associated protein 3 (gene rpap3). Gene Ontology annotation, molecular function: protein binding. The coding region runs from base 149 to 2104 and encodes 651 amino acids. Lineage: Eukaryota; Metazoa; Chordata; Chondrichthyes; Rhinopristiformes; Pristidae. The transcript is spliced from 16 exons. The record is from RefSeq and is a predicted model, not a curated record.